Molecule: messenger RNA, 495 nt
Organism: Lachancea thermotolerans CBS 6340
Lineage: Eukaryota; Fungi; Ascomycota; Saccharomycetes; Saccharomycetales; Saccharomycetaceae
Gene: ADD37
Product: Add37p
Exons: 1
Coding region: 1-495 (164 amino acids)
Source: RefSeq, a predicted model, not a curated record
AUGUUAAAUCGCACUCAGAGCUUUCAGAAUUGCAGAGAAACUGACGUCCCAGGUUAUAAUGAUUGUCCUAACUUCAUAUAUCCUUCCAAGGGUGCAUCUGGGGCUAGGAAGGCGCGCUUUUCAGUAGAAGAUACCUGUGGCAACACGAAGCCUGCAGUAGCACCGCCCCCACCGGUAAGGCGUGUGAAAUCACAGCAAGAGACGGCGACGCCACUCAAAGGAAAGAGCGAGUUACUGGAAGAAUUAGAUAGACUAUUCGCACGCAACUCCAACUUGCCUCCUGCGGAGUUUCAGUAUCACAAAAACAAAGUGCUCACGAAUAUAGAUCAAAGCCUAAGUCAUGACCAUGGCUGCCAAGUUAUGAGUCGGGCAAUGACCUGCAUCGGGGAAAAAGAACAACUCAAAAAGGUGAUUAUGGAAUGGAUGAUGUCGGACACUUCAACUAGCAAGUGGUGCCCAUCUUUCUUGAAAAUAGCGGGAAACGUAGCUUUAUAG